Molecule: messenger RNA, 3303 nt
Organism: Tupaia belangeri chinensis (Chinese tree shrew)
Lineage: Eukaryota; Metazoa; Chordata; Mammalia; Scandentia; Tupaiidae
Gene: AXDND1
Product: axonemal dynein light chain domain containing 1
Exons: 24
Coding region: 241-3303 (1020 amino acids)
Source: RefSeq, a predicted model, not a curated record
CCCGCUCCGGGACCUGAGCGCCGCGGACGAGCGGAGAGAACCCGGUGUCCGCCAGCCGGAAAGACGGCCGCGGAGUCGGGGACGCUCGCCGGCUAGAAGCACGUAACCCGCCGGGUUCUGUUUCUUUUCCCUGCAGGGCAGGGUACGGCCUGCGCGGCUCUGGCCGGCGCCGAUCUGUUUCUCAUUUAGCUUCCCGGAGGAUAUUUCGAAUGAGCAAAGAGAGCGAGAGGAGGCCUUGUUAUGGCUUUUCCGAAAACGCCCUCCACCUCGCUGAACUCGGCGUCCACAUCCGAGGGCAGAAAGUUCAGUGUGUCUGCAUCUAAGGAAGAGGCAAGAGGACUUCCUGAGCUAAAGGAGAAAAGAACUACAGUAGAUCGUUCAAAACUGCUUCCUACUUCCCUACAGAAUGAGUCUAUCCCUGAGGAAGUUCUUCUUUCUCUGACUUCUGCAGCUAAUGCUGGUCCUUGUCCUGAAAACUUACUGCCUCCUAAGAAAGUUAAAACCCCAAAGGGUACUCUUCCACGCCCUGUAGACAGUGUCUGGCAUCACCCUAUUCGGAGAAGUAAAUUCAAAUACUUGAUUGAUCAUCCCGUCUCCCUAACAGGAGCUGGAAGGGAUAUUUCUUUUCUCUAUGAUAUUAAACAUGUAAAAGGGGAGACUAGGGAGAAUACAAUUUGUCCCCCAUAUUUGGACCGUUCCUUACAGUUACAUGAUGGUGUCAUUGUGCCUCAUAAGCCAAAGACACUAACAGAUACUUUGGUUCCUGAAGAAUUUCAUAUCGUGUCGAGUACAGGAGUCUCAGGUUUGGAGUGUCAUGAUGACAAAUAUACUACUCUCCUCACAGAUAGUGAAAACAGGCUAUUGCUUUUCCCAUCCAUGAAACCUAAUAAAAGAGUAGAAGUGAUCCAGCUGAAUAAUGUGAUGGAUACCAUGCUAGAGAGGGCUGGUGUGGAAAGUCAGGAAUACUCAGGACCGACCAAGAUGCACAAACUACUACAUAUAUUGAAGAAAGAACAGACUAUUUACAAUACAGUAUUUCAUGAACUUAUUCGACAAGUUAGUGUGGACUGUGUGGAUAGAGGAGAGCUGCUUUCCAAAAUCAGAGAGAGAUAUGUACAAAUGCUUGAUCAGACUGCCCGACAGAUGAUUGACUUCUAUAAAGACUUGGUCACUCAGCGAGUGAUGGACCAGCGCAUUUUAGAAGAACUGUAUAAUUUCAAGAAUGUUAUUGAGGAACUGACCAGGGAACUGUGUCUGGUUCGGGCUCAUGAUGUAAAAUUAACAAAGGAAGCAGAGAAGGCUCAUAAGGAUUUGGCACAAGCUCUUUUAGAUGCUGAAAAGAAUGCCAAAAUUGUGGAAGAAUACCAUGACUUAUAUACAUUACAAAGAGGAAGGAUGGAGAAUGAUAUUAGACAGUUAAUAGCAGAAAGAGAUAUCUGGAGCUCAGCCACAUACAAAUUGGCCCGAAAGGUAAUUGAAAGAAAUAGAGUUACAUUGGCUGAGAAACUUUACCUCAAUGAAAAAGGCUGGCUUAACUAUUCUAAGCAUUUCAUCAUAUUGCUGUCAAACAAGGACACUGCAGACCUUGCGUUGUUACAGAAGUUGACACAAAAGUGGAGAAACUUAAUGAAUAAGUUUAGACAGGAGAUAGAACAAACUGAAGAGUCUACAAGUGAGAAAUUGCAAAUGAUCAAGGAAGGCCUUAUCAAAUGGCAGCAGUUCUUCAGAAAUAAUAAUGAAAAAGACAUUUUAUUCCUUAGUAAGGGAAACAUAGUCGACACAGUGGCCUCAGACUUCAAGCAGUGGCAAAAAGUGCUGAGUGAGGAAAGAGAAAAGUUUACUGGGGAUAGUCUAGUGUCAAAAUAUGAUUCCCUCAAGAUUAUCAAACAUUUACAAGAAAACUGGGCAGAAGUUGGGCUUAGGAUAUUUGGUCGCCAUAAAAAUAUGGAGGGGGUGAUGCCACCAGAGCAAAAGUACAUGGACGAAAUUAUCAAAAGUAUAAGAAGACUCUACAGAGAAUACGAAAUAAGAAUAACUGGGGACAAUGGUAUCUCUAAAAGUCUUUCAAGUGUGAUUAGUUCUCUUGACUUCUGUUCUUUCAAGUUGGAAAGUGUCCUGGAGUUUCCUGAUGUGCUUCUUGAAGAAUUGGCAAUAGUUAAUGAAAAAAUUAAUGAAAUGAAGCUACAUUUUGAUUUAAUGUUAAAUGUUAUGGGUACUGUUCCACAGUACGUAGACCUGGAUUCUGGCUUGGUACUCCAAGCCAAUAUAUUUAGCAUGAUUCAACAAUGGCUUUUGAAGAUGGGCAAUGAAAUUAAUAAUGGUAACAUUGAACUUCAGCACCACAUGGAUGAAUUGCAUAUAUCUAUGAUCCAGUGGAUGGUAAAUUUGCUGAUUAUAAUGAUACCUGACUUUCCUGACCAAGACACUUUCCUAACUUUGGAAGAGGAAAGUGCUGAAAAGAAAGAGCUAAGAGUUGCACAAUUAGAGCUAGAUGCAAUUGCACUGGCAAGAAAGCUGUCCCAAUACUCCACCUAUUUGAGCAGUUGUUGCAAAGGGAUAGUAACAGCAAAGGCUCUGAAUAAGGCAGGUCACUUACAGAAACAUCCUGCUGAGGAACUUCAUGAGCUAGAGAAGAUGAAGAAGGAAUGUUAUGAGUGGAUCCGCACAUGCUCUUAUCUCCUUUCUGACAUGAAAGGUACAAAAAUUAAGUUAUUGACAUAUGAAGAAGCAGAGCAACUACUUGGAGAAGAGGUAGCUAUAAAAGAAUUCAUUGAACCUGAACCAGACAAGUCUUUUGAAGAGGAUGAAGAAGAAAGUAAUACUGAUAAGAAUGCUCAGGUAGAAGAGGAAAAAAGAAAAGUAGAAGAGAAACCAUCAACAUCUACAGAGGAGGAAAAACUGAUUCGAUUCAUUGGAGAAGAUGAAAAUAUUCAUUCCAAACCUCUGUUUAGAACAGAUGAGUUGUCUUCUUGGAGAGAAUCUGCUAAACAAGGUACAUUGGCCCAAAAGUAUGCCGAAGCUAUGGCUGUAAUUGAACAUAUGCAGCAGAAGUUAAUGGAGGUUGAAAGCAGAGCCAGAAAGGCAGAGGAGAAAUUUGAGGAUGCAAAUGAGAAACUUCAUUAUACCCUUAUAAAAAAUAAAAAUCUGGAGGAGGAAUUAGAGGGAAUAAAGACAUCAGAGAAUGUACCUGAAAGGAAAGACGAAAAUGAAGAAGAAAGAGAAGGAGAAGAACAAAAAGAAGAGGAAGAAGAAGAAGAAGUCAAGCCAAGAGAAAGUUUGUCAAAAUCUCUAAAGAAAGGUUGA